UAUAGGAAUCAAGAAACUCUGUAAAAUUGUUGCAGAUAAAAAGUUACGCUAAAUCCAAUGAUAACUCUACAGUUCCUCUCUCCAUUUUCUUCAAUACCUUCAAAAUCCCCACAAUUUUCACCUUUCAAUUCCAACCCUUUAUCUAAAACCCUUCAAUUCAAUGACACCCAUUUCAAAUCUUUCAUAAAAACCUCAAAGAUUCUAACUUUCAAGUGUUUUAGAUGUAGCAAAUCUCAAAAUCAGAGGUUUAAGUGUAAAGGGGUUAAAGAUGAGACAAAAACGGUUUUGGACCGUGACGGCGGCGGAGAUGGUGGUGGUGGUGGUGGAGAUGAUGAGCAAUCGGAGAAGGAAAAUGGGGUUUUGCCAGAAUGGGUGAAUAUUACUUCAGAUGAUGCAAAAACUGUUUUUGUGGCAGUGGCUAUAUCACUUGCAUUUAGGUCAUUUGUGGCUGAGCCAAGGUUUAUACCUUCAUUGUCCAUGUAUCCUACAUUUGAUGUUGGAGAUAGAAUUGUAGCUGAAAAGGUAAAUUUUUGUUUUAUUUUGACUAUAUGUUUGUGA
This is a messenger RNA of Solanum stenotomum, 558 nucleotides long. Its product is annotated as chloroplast processing peptidase-like. The transcript has a single exon. Gene Ontology annotation, cellular component: chloroplast thylakoid membrane. The record is from RefSeq and is a predicted model, not a curated record. Gene Ontology annotation, molecular function: serine-type endopeptidase activity. Gene Ontology annotation, biological process: thylakoid membrane organization. Bases 58 to 558 code for a protein of 166 amino acids. Lineage: Eukaryota; Viridiplantae; Streptophyta; Magnoliopsida; Solanales; Solanaceae.